This is a messenger RNA of Bemisia tabaci, 3696 nucleotides long. Its product is annotated as probable G-protein coupled receptor Mth-like 3. NCBI's taxonomy places the organism in Eukaryota, Metazoa, Arthropoda, Insecta, Hemiptera, Aleyrodidae. Gene Ontology annotation, biological process: G protein-coupled receptor signaling pathway; cell surface receptor signaling pathway. Gene Ontology annotation, molecular function: G protein-coupled receptor activity. The record is from RefSeq and is a predicted model, not a curated record. Gene Ontology annotation, cellular component: membrane.
CGAUGCGGCGCCUCGGCGCGGCCUGCGCUCUCGUCUUCCUCCUAGUCCCGGCCCUCGGGCUCAUCGCGCGCAAGUGCUGUCACCAGGACCAAAAACUCCGGCUCCUCAACGCCACCUCCGUCGAGUGCGUGCCGGCCACCGGGCACCAACUCUUCUCGCACUUCUUCGCCUCGCACGCCGUCGUCUACGGCAUCCCACCAACCUGCCCGGACCCGGAGCUCGUCGACCUCUCCGAGAAGUACUUCGUGACGUGCGUCGACGUCGCCGGCGACACCCCCGUGGGCCUCCACUGCGCCCAGCUCCCCAACUACAUCACCCCCGCCCCGCGCGUCGACACCCUCAAGAAGUGCUGCCCCCAGUUCCGUCGCUACAACACCGCGCGGCAGACAUGCUGGGCAGGGCUCCACAGCCCCACCGCCACCUCCGAGCUUCUCCGGGUCGUGUUCUCCAACUUCACCUCCGGGUUCGCGGACUUGAGCUUCGGGCCGCCGGAGUGCGCGACCGGCGACGUCUUGGUCGACCUGGUCGUUCCGCGGACCAGAGUCUGGUUCCAGGACAGCGGCUCCCUCUUGGUCCACCCUCUCGGAGCCGCCCACCCCACUCUCAUCGUUCCGGAGAGCAUGUGUGUGGACCUCGCUGACGAUAGCGAGAGUGUUGUGGUACGGACGUGCCAGGACUACAGAGUCGUCUGUCAGCUCAAUCGGAAGCCGUGCGUUCGGAAAUGUUGCCGCGAUGGCGAAUCGUUGUUCGGAGCUCGUUGCGAGCCCUCGCAGCACGUGGCGGAUCUGCAACUCCACAAAGUGCACGGGAGAGACAGGAUGCCGAUCCCGGUGCCUAGUGCGAGGCCGGCGUUCAGCUACGGCCUGGGGUGCCAGAAGUACCCCUUGAACCCUUACGAGGACGACGCGGAUCAGAAUUUCCUGCUCCUGAAUGAUAGUCUGUUCCUGCCGUAUAGUUCCCAGGUGGUGCCUUCGGAGAGGUAUUGUGUCGAGCACGUGGUUUCUCACUCGGACGAGCUGAAUGGGACGCACGCCUUCGUGUGUUUCGGGGAGUAUUUCCUCGCCGAGACGAGUUCUUGGCUGGUGACCUCGCCGCUGUAUAUCGGGAUUUUUGUGCUUAUGAUCAUGUCCUGCGUGUGUUUGUUGCUCACGUUCUUGGUGUACAUGUGUAUCCCUUUCUUGCAUGGGAGUCUCCAUGGGAAGACCCUCAUGAGUCACAUUGCGGCCCUCCUCGUGGCUUUCAUUUGUCUCACGAUUCUCCAGAACGAGACGAAUGGUACGAAGAAAGGAACCUUCCUUUCGAACGAAGCUUGCACAAUUUUAGGAUAUCUCCUUCAUUACACAUUUCUGUCUGCAUUCUUUUGGCUAAAUGUCAUCAGCUUUGAUAUCUGGUGGACUUUCGGGACAAUCCGGCCAUUCAUCUCGAAAAAAGCUGACGAGCGUCGGCGCUUCAUAUUUUAUUCAAUCUAUGGAUGGGGCUUUUCCGCGCUUUUGACAUCUGCGACAAUUUUCGCUGACACCCAUCCUAAUUUGAUUCCUCGAGUGCUACGACCGGAAAUGGGAACCAUCUCGUGCUUUCUUUCCACGCGGACAUAUGGCCUACUGGUAUUUUUCUGCGUGCCUGUUAGUAUAGCAUUUUCGAUGAAUAUUACCCUUUUUAUACUUACGGCAAACUACUGCUACAAAACUAAAUCAAGACUUGAAAAAUUGGCCGUUACCGACCCGGCAAAAAAGAAGUACAAAACUGACAAAAACAAGCUUAUCGUGAUGGGCAAGCUGAUAGUGAUGAUGGGGCUAACGUGGGCCGUUGAGGUGAUCUCUCGCCUGGAGUUGUUACCCUUACAAGCAUGGUAUCUUUGCGAUCUAGUCAAUGCCCUUCAAGGCUUCCUUAUAUUCAUUACCUUCGUGCUGAAGCCCAGAGUGCUCUCAAGCCUUGCCAACAGACUGCGCUCUCAUCAACCCAGCACGUCCACAAUGUUCACGACAGCUGCAUCAGAUUCAAGAAUUAACCACAGUGGCAGAUCAUCCAGCAGGGCUUCGCAAUAAAACAUGAAAGAUGCCGGGACGUCUGAAGAUCCAUCCAAGAUGAUGGUCGAGAGGAUGAAAAUUAAUUAAGGGUUGAUAGGAGAAUGAUAGGUUUUCUUUAUUUUUUUUUUGCUGUCUUUCCUUUUCAUCGUCACUCUUGAAGCAAAGGCUUGUGAAAAACGUGGAAAAAUUUCAAAAAUGUAAAAAUUGUAAAAAAAGAGGCUAGUUGACGAAAUCUGAAACGUACUUACUUUAAAAAACAAACAAACAAACAAAAAAAAAAAAAAAAAAAAAAAAAAAAUAUUAAAAAAAAGGGAGAGAAAAAAAUGAUUGAUUGGAAAAGUAUCUAGUUUGAUUGGAUUCUUGAUUCUCCUAUGAACUUUUAAAAUGAAAAAAGAAGAAAAAAAUCACGAAAUCGUGAAAAAGAAAUUACCUACAUGAUAACAAACACGGAAAAGUAAGGCCAAGGAAGCUGAGGAGAUUGGGUAAAACAUAAACGUUAAGAAUUUCACACUUUUCAUAAUAUUUCACGAGUACUUUUGUGAGUACGAACCCGAUAGUGAAAAAGAUGUACCCAGGUAAUAACAUGCCAAACGGUUUUUUCACGAUUCUUUUAAAAUUAUUUUAUAGCUUGAAAUUUCUGAAAAUCAACUUGCAAAAAUAAUAUAAGUAAAUUUUAUAAGUAAAUUAAUAUAAGUAAAUUCUGGCAAAUUUGUUUUUACAACUUUUUCAUGAAAUUUUUCUCAACGCAAUUCACAAGUUUUUCACGAGCUUUUGCUACAAGGGCAUUCAUUUUCAAUUUUACUUCAAUUUUCCUUCUCUUCUCCUGUGCUAGGAGUUUGAUCUGCUUAAAAAAGGGUACUAACUAAUUUAAGAUCAGAUUUAAAGCUACUAGGUACCAUUAUAAUGUUCCAUGGAAAGAGCAGGGCAUGGACAAAAAGAGUUUUUAAGUGGGGAAAGGAGCAUUGAAGAUAAUUUACUCUUACUAAAAAAUGUCCAAAAAAAAUUGUUGAUUUAAGGCUAUAUAAAGCUCAUGACAAAUUAAGGCUCUGAAGUGCUUUAGUAUUUUUUGAAAAUCAAAUAGAAUGAUGAAAAUUUCAAGCUAGGUAUGUAUACGUAUGAGUACUGAGAAAAGGUGGGUAUCAACCAUUUUUAGCAGGAAUAAAUUUGCACUUCUUUGUGUCUGUCAAUGAACUCAUUUGCACACGCAGUAUGCCUUUUACCAAAGUGAUAUCAUUUAGUAAAUCUAUUUGACUUUGGACCGGGAAUUUUUUUUUUUUUUUUUUUUUUUUUUUUUUUUAGGAAAAGUAGUUUUUGCUAUGUUUCUCACAUAAUACUGGGAUUCUUUUAAUGGCUAAAAGAUUAAUAUGGAACAGAUAGGAGUCUGGUAAAAACUUGCACAGUGGGGUUUGUCAGUAACAUAUUUAAAGAUAUCAUUGGAAUGGUAAGUCCAAGUUGUCAAUGAGAAGGAAAAUAACUUAAAGGAGCAAAAGGCAUAGAUAUAUUCAAACAAAUUGUGAUAAAAGUAUGAAACACAUUUAAAAAUCGAAAUGCAAAAGUAAAAAAAAUAAUAAUGUAAUAUACUGUUACUUAAAGCUCUCCAACACAAACAGGAAUGUACAAUUUUUAUGUUUUUUAUACUCUGAAUAAAUUGCAAAAACGCAAAUGAAAA